Messenger RNA from Salvia hispanica, 1218 nucleotides. RefSeq lists its product as uncharacterized. The record is from RefSeq and is a predicted model, not a curated record. Lineage: Eukaryota; Viridiplantae; Streptophyta; Magnoliopsida; Lamiales; Lamiaceae.
AUGCCCAAGGCAGUGGUAGGCCGCAUCAUUCAGCUUCAGAGACACUUUUUAUUGGGAAAAAAAGGAGACAAUGGAGGGAACCUCAUUGCAUGGGAUACCAUUCAGAAACCACGCAAUCAGGGAGGCUUGGGUGCUGGUGAUAUUUCUCUGAAGAAUGUGGCCUUACUUUUCAAAUGGUGGUGGAGACUUGCAGAUGACCAAAAACCAUUGUGGAAGGAUGUUAUCAAAUCAAACCAUGAGUUUAAACAUCUCGGUGAUUUCCAAGAGAGAAAGAAGCAGAGCAGAACAAGCAUAUGGGGGCAAAUUACAGAUUUUGGGACCUUUAACAAAGAAAUACAAGAGAUUGCAAAUAUAGGAAUUCGAGUAAAAGUGGGGAAUUGGGCCUGUACUAGCUUCUGGCUUGAUAAAUGGAUAGGGGAUACAAGCCUUAGAAUUUUGUUCCCACGGCUGUUUGGAUUGUCUAAACAGAAAGAUGAUCUUAUUAUGGAUAUGGGAGAGUGGGAGAGAGGAGUUUGGAGGUGGGAGUUUAAAUGGAGAAGAAAAUUGUUCGCUUGGGAAGAGGAUUUGCUUAUGGAACUUUUACUAGCUGUGAAUCAAUCCCCCUUGAGAUUAAAUACGAGCGAUGUGAGGGCUUGGUCUGGUGGCAAAUUUGGUUUGUUUUCUGUUUCUAACUUUGCAUUGCAGGUCAACAAGCAGCUGGAGAUCGCUAGCUCUCCACCACACCAGGGAAUACUUGCAUGGAGAAAUGCUGCACCACCACGAGCACAACUCCACAUGUGGUUUAUCCUCCAUGGAAAACUCAAUACUAAAGUCAGACUCUACCGAUUUGGAGUUAAAGGGAUUGAUGAUGACCGAUGUGUGCUUUGCAAAGAGGAACCGGAAUCUAUUGAACAUCUCUUUUUUGGUUGCAAGAUAUCCAGCAGCUUAUGGUACUCAUGCUGUGAGCGAUGGAACAUCUCCAUGUGUCUUCCUAAUCAACCAAAGGCAUGUCUUCUCUCCUGGCUUGGCGCCCCGUUUAGAGAUCAUGAAAAGAGGAUUUGGACGACCAUGUUUUAUGUCAUUUCAUGGUCUAUAUGGGACAUCCACAAUAAGGUUGCCUUUCAAAAUUUCAACCCCAUUUGGGAGAUUGAGAAGAAGCGACUUUUUUGUCGUCUUGAAAGUUGGAUGAAAGGACGUGGCCAGGUUCCGUGGCGGCAGGAGAUUCGAUUGUUAAGGUGA